This is a messenger RNA of Paraphaeosphaeria sporulosa, 855 nucleotides long. RefSeq lists its product as uncharacterized. The record is from RefSeq and is a predicted model, not a curated record. Lineage: Eukaryota; Fungi; Ascomycota; Dothideomycetes; Pleosporales; Didymosphaeriaceae. The coding region runs from base 1 to 855 and encodes 284 amino acids. The transcript has a single exon.
AUGCAGCGUACAGCUCACGCUGCGGGCUACAGUAUGUACAUGUCGGUUUGCGGGGAUGGCGUUAUCGAUAGGGCCUAUCGGCACGCGCGCGUUGGCAGGUCAAGCGACCCUCCAGAGCUGCCACGCGCCCUCGUUUGCACUGAAACAGUGGGCACGCUCCACGCGCCUCCAUGGAGAUACCGUCUGUUGCAGACCACCAUCACAGGCAACCAAGGCGAGCUCGCGGUCUGCUCUUCAACCUGUUCGGCCUGCGCGCCGACGAGCAGACGCACGCUCGCUUCGGCACCCCCUGGGCGCUCCAUAUGCAGGGCAAACAAUCGCCAUCCUCAGCUGCCCAAAGCAGAGCACACCCGCCAAUCUGGACCGGCAACGGGCGACCUGGGCGUGGAACACCGUGCCGAAGAGCAGCAGCGCCGCACCGUCGCCGCUCGCCAAUGCCAGGCCCACCUGUACUACGGGGCAGCUUCUGCCGACGAUCCACGCUCUGCUUGUGGCCUUGUGCAGCAGCGACGAAGACCACAUGCUGCCUCAUCAGACGGGCUUCGAGUGAGACGAUAUCUCGUUAUCUACCAACAUCAUCACGCAACGGUCAACUGCUCUGGUCUGAUAACGAUAACCUUCGCAGACCGAAGAAAGGACCAGGCCAAGCUCACCAAGUCUCACCCCAGGCGAUCACUUGCCAUUUCUCGGCGAGAAUCGCGCUUGCCCCACCCGCUUGGGAGUGGUGGGGGCUGGUGUGCGCGGUACCGCAGGGUCUGGCUGGAGGCUCACCAUAGCAAGAGCGGAAGAGCCGAAGUUUUGCAGAAGCCUAGAAGCUUGACUAUCUGCGCCAUCGAAGCGCCCAUGUCUCGCUAA